Saxophila tyrrhenica is the source of this 648-nucleotide messenger RNA. RefSeq lists its product as uncharacterized. Bases 1 to 648 code for a protein of 215 amino acids. The record is from RefSeq and is a predicted model, not a curated record. Lineage: Eukaryota; Fungi; Ascomycota; Dothideomycetes; Mycosphaerellales; Extremaceae. The transcript is spliced from 2 exons.
AUGGCCAUGAACUUCGCUCCCUACCAAUCCUCCCCCCCAGAAUCCGACCGCGCCAAAUCACCACCCCUCCGCUCCCCAACCGCCUCCCCAAAACCCCAAUCCCCCCGCCCCCAACGAAACAUCUCCUCCAUAGCCAACACCGACCCCUGGGCUGCCGCCCGCGCCCAACGCCUGCCCUCCCCCUCCCAAUUCGCAGACGACGACGCACCAGGCGGCUACUCGGACCUCGAAAGCGGCGCCCCGCGCCAAAACGACUACAUCGGCAACACGGCCCUCCAAGGCGCCGGACCCACGUACACCGGCAGCGGGAGCGUCUUCGAAACGAGCCUUGGAAUACCGCUGCGGAUCGAAGCGUGCCUAGCGUACCUCCUCCUCCCACCAGCUGGCGGGGUGGUACUGCUGCUCUUCGAGCACCAAAGCGAUUACGUCCGCUUCCACGCGUGGCAGAGCGCGAUGCUGUUUAGCGCGAUGUUUGUGCUGCAUAUUGUUUUCAGCUGGACGAGCGUGGUGAGCUGGCUGUUGUUUGUGGGGGAUGUGGUGGGGAUUGGGUAUUUGACGCUGUGUGCGUUUCGGAACGCGGAGACGUUGGAUCGGGUGGAGGUGCCGUUUUUUGGGCGGUUGGCGAGUAGUUUCGUUGACGAUGAAUGA